Cucumis melo (muskmelon) is the source of this 1971-nucleotide messenger RNA. RefSeq lists its product as uncharacterized. The transcript is spliced from 7 exons. Gene Ontology annotation, cellular component: nucleus. The coding region runs from base 6 to 1919 and encodes 637 amino acids. The record is from RefSeq and is a predicted model, not a curated record. Gene Ontology annotation, biological process: protein desumoylation. Gene Ontology annotation, molecular function: deSUMOylase activity. NCBI's taxonomy places the organism in Eukaryota, Viridiplantae, Streptophyta, Magnoliopsida, Cucurbitales, Cucurbitaceae.
ACAAAAUGCUGCAGAAUAACAUAUUCGACAACAAAAAUACUGUUGUUCAACCUAAACUCAAGAUGUCAACCCAAGAGAAGGCUUUCAUGGAGAGUCGAAUUCGAGGGGAUGAUAACAUGCAAAUGGAGGAGGAUGAAUCCAUUGGAGCAAUGAACAACAAAUCAUUGGAGCAAUCAGACUCAUCUCCACAAAGAGAACAACUCUCACCCCAAAGGGAACAAAGUCAAACAGUGGCUGAGGAGUCUGAAAUGCAUCCAAUCACCAAGAAGAAACAUUUCAGAUCAAAGAAGUCCAAUGACAAAGAAGAACGAAGUCAUUCAAAAUCCUACAAGAAACUGAAGAAGGAAAUAAAAGAAGUUCGUAAGGAUUUAUCCACACUGACUUCUAUAGUCUGUAGGAUGGAUGACACAAUCACAAAGCAGUCAUUGGAGCUGUAUGAAAUGAAGCAGAUGCUGGAGAGAUUGGUCCAGAAUCAAACUGAAAAUCAAGGGAAUGAUCAUACUGAUCAGAAUGACAAUGAGUAUGUUGUUCAAGAACAACAUACUCAACAACAACCUACUGAAGAACAACAUACUGAACGUCAAGAGGAAACCCAAAGGGAACAUGAAGAGGAACGUGGUAGUGAUAUAAGCAUAGACGGUAGGGAUGCAGACUUGCUAAUGACUAUAAGAGAUAUAUCGGAUAGUCUAAGUCAUCAAAUUCAGAAAGAAUCAGACCUGCCACAGAUGAUUACUACCCUUCCAUAUGUGAGCCAACCUCUUGCACUUUGUGAAUUGGCUCCAAUGGAUCAAACUGUACAAAUUGUAAAUGAAGAAUCUCAACUGGAAACAACAAAAAAACAGGUUGAGAUGAAAAAAAAUGAUGAAGCAGUUACUUUGGUUGAAAAAGAACCAGUAACUGUGCCUGAUAAAGAUGUGGAAGAAAAACCAAUAAAGAGAAGAAAGCUAUGUAAAAUAGCAAAUAAAGAGGUGCAACAUGAAGAUGAACAAGGUAAUCCACCCACAACAUCUGCUCAGAUCAUAUCAGUAUCUACAACACCUGUCCCAGAUGUGGAAAUCAGAGAAGUAGAUCCAUAUAAUCCGAUGUGGAAAGUGGAUCCAAAAUUAUGGAAGGAAUACUUGCAAUGGAAAAAAUCAAGAAAAACAACCCAUGAAGAAAGGAAAGUAGUCUCCACAACCAGAAAGAAAGACUUUUUCAGACAGCUUGAAGAAAACACAUGGGUACAUGGAGACACAUUGGAUCUGCUAUUCGCCCACUUGCAGAAUAAAAUGUUGCAUCUCAAGCACCAUUGCAAGCGUUCUUUUAGAAUAUUACAUUCCUCUUUUCUGACUGGAAUCAAUAAACCAGACUGCAUUGUUUGGAACCACAUUUUUGAUACUCAUCUGGUGACACCAGAUAAUAAGAAAGCUGAAUGGACAGACCCAACAGCACACCUAAGUAUAUGGACAGAAAAAGAUGUCGAAUACUAUUUCAACACUGCUGUUGGUGAUUACAACGACAUACCAGGGUGGGGAGAUGUCAACUACGUGAUUACCUGCAUCAACAUAAAAGAACACUGGUUGGCUAUUGCAGCUGAUAUGAGAAAAUGCAGGAUCUACGUGUUCGACUCAAUGCCAAAUUAUGUUGAGCAGAAACUUGUUGAUGAAGCUCUUCAAAUGCCUGCACGAUGCAUUGCCUCACUCGCGAUUGCAAUUGGAGUCAACCUCCAUUCAGAUCGUUUCACAUAUGGCCCUUGGCCAAUACGCAGAUCGAAGGCCACAUUACAGAAAGGGCGUUCAUUGGAUUGUGGAAUUUUCUGUACCAAAUUUGUUGAAUGCCUUGUAACUGCUAGUGACCUUGGUUGUCUAACUGUGCCAAACAUGAAACUGUUUAGACAACAAUAUGUGCUGGAACUUUGGGCCAAUAAAUACUUUUGUUAAUAUUUGUAUUCGUUUAUAUAAUUUUUUUAUGUAAUUUUUAUAGAGAGAAUAA